Mucor mucedo is the source of this 837-nucleotide messenger RNA. RefSeq names its product rhomboid family-domain-containing protein. Gene Ontology annotation, molecular function: serine-type endopeptidase activity. Lineage: Eukaryota; Fungi; Mucoromycota; Mucoromycetes; Mucorales; Mucoraceae. The record is from RefSeq and is a predicted model, not a curated record. Gene Ontology annotation, biological process: proteolysis. The transcript is spliced from 5 exons. Bases 1 to 837 code for a protein of 278 amino acids. Gene Ontology annotation, cellular component: membrane.
AUGUAUCCUGUUCACCCAACAAGUACAAACCAUACUACCUUGUCAAAUACACCAUCCUCAAUAAAUUCACCCAGCCGACAUGGUCGAAAGCUAAGUCACGUUCAGUUUGGAAAACGACCUUACAAUUUACAAGAUGAAUAUACUUCAUCAGCCUUUAUGAUGCCCUUUGACGAAAAUAAACAGAUGGUAGGAGGCACAGACUCUACCAUUGAAAUGCUCAAAUCAAGCUGUAGGGAGUUUUUCGAAUUGGAACCCUUUAAUUAUAUGCUAGGCCCAUCCAUGGAAAUCCUAAUACAAUCGGGUGCAAGGUUUCCUCCCUGUAUGAGAAAGGUAGAAUCCAUGCCGCCCGAUCAAAGAUACAUUUGUUUGCACACCAUCUCUCAAAACCCCGUAGUCAAUAUGACAGAUCAUCGUUUAUUCAACCUCACUUGCUCCUUAUCCACAAUAUGUGGCAUGUCGUCGUUUUAUCAGUACCGCAUACCAGAUCAAACCUAUCGGUUUUUUACGCCAUUAUUUAUUCAUACAGGUCUAGUUCAUUUAUGCAUCAACAUGGUUGUUUUAAUUAUGCUGGGUGUCAAAGUUGAAAGAACAAUCAAUUCAUUACGGUUCACAUUGCUCUUCAUUGGGUCUGGAAUGUUUGGACAUGCUUUAGGUGCCAAUUUUGCACCACCCACUUCACCAUUUUUGGGUUGCAGUAGUUCAUUAUUGGGUCUUGCAGGAUUCUUGUAUACAGAUCUUAUGAUGAACUGGAAGACACUAGAAAAGCCUAUUUCCAAUUUAUUCAAAUUAAUUGUGAUUACAGGACUCUGCUUCUUUAUAGGAUUAAUACCGGGGUAA